Molecule: messenger RNA, 339 nt
Organism: Lachnellula hyalina
Lineage: Eukaryota; Fungi; Ascomycota; Leotiomycetes; Helotiales; Lachnaceae
Gene: scu
Product: 3-hydroxyacyl-CoA dehydrogenase type-2
Exons: 2
Coding region: 1-339 (112 amino acids)
Source: RefSeq, a predicted model, not a curated record
AUGGUCUCCUCCGCCGCCGCCUUCGAUGGGCAGCCCGGACAAGUAGCCUACGCGGCCUCAAAGGGGGCGGUAGCAUCGCUCACCCUGCCGAUGACGCGCGAUCUGGCGAGGUAUGGGAUUAGGGUUGUGACGAUCGCGCCGAGUUUGUUUGAUUCGAGGAUGACGAGUGUGAUGAGCGAGAAGGUGAGGGGGAGCUUGGAGAGGGUUAUGGAGUUUCCGCUACGUCCCGGUAAACCCCACGAGUUCGCACAGCUCGUGACGCAGAGCAUCGAGAACGUAAUGUUAAACGGUGUUGUGCUGAGGCUGGAUGGCGGGAUGAGAAUGCCGAGUAAGAUGUGA